This is a messenger RNA of Alternaria ethzedia, 3879 nucleotides long. RefSeq lists its product as uncharacterized. Gene Ontology annotation, cellular component: cytoplasm; nucleus. Bases 1 to 3879 code for a protein of 1292 amino acids. Gene Ontology annotation, biological process: phosphatidylinositol phosphate biosynthetic process; inositol phosphate biosynthetic process. The record is from RefSeq and is a predicted model, not a curated record. NCBI's taxonomy places the organism in Eukaryota, Fungi, Ascomycota, Dothideomycetes, Pleosporales, Pleosporaceae. Gene Ontology annotation, molecular function: inositol hexakisphosphate kinase activity. The transcript has 2 exons.
AUGUCACCCCAGCCGGACGCCCAAGGAAAUACCUCACCCCCCGCAUCGGUGAGGUCGACGGCCAGCCAUGGACUGCCCACGCCCGACGCCGAGCACGACCAAGUGACGCCCAAGAGCCUCGCGCAGACGGGCCGUUCACGCACCGCGCCCAUUGUCAACGAGAGCAACCUCUGGAAGUCGUCAAUUGACCGCCCCCAGCUCGACGAGCGCGACAGCAUCUUCGCAACCACGUACCUCGUCUCCGACAGCCCCAUCUCCUCCCCGCGGGCCAGCGCACGCAAUGUAGAUUCUGCCAACGAUGCUCCCGAACACAGUCUGGCUGAGAUGGCAGCGCCAGCACCUCCCCAGAGGCGAUUGAUGGAUCCGCCCAUCAUACGCAGGAAGCACUCUACCCUUCCUCCGCCUUCUUCCAUCGACCACCAAGCCGUGCUGACUACCCCCUUUAACCCCCGCGCAGCCAUUGCCGCCGGCAUGACUUUCGACGCCAUCCAUCACAGUCCUCCGCCCUACAUGAGCCCAGUCGAUUCGCCCGUACAACACCCCACCACCCCGCCACGUCCCGAGCUCCAAUACGAGGCUUUGCUGGAGAGCGAAGAGCGGCGCAGGAACAGGGAGUGGCGCGAAGGGAAGCCUGUGCCAUUCAAGGGCAACAUGAUCUUGGAUCAGCCCGUCAUGGACGUAGAAAUGGAGAAGAAGAUUGAAGCAACGCUUGCCAAGACCGAACAACCCACUUCCGCACGCAGUCGAAAAGCAAGUCACUAUCUGCGCGUAUUCAAGGAUGGCGAUCCUACCGAAGAGCCGAAGAAGAAGGACACCAAGACAAAAGAGCGUCCUUCUGCUGAGAGGACCCUGUCCGCACUUUCAGAAGAAGGCUCAACCGAGACUAUCGGCCUCAUUGACCAGCUGCGCCGCGCAUCACUAGCUUCCUCCGUCGUGCAAUCACCUCUAGGCGGUCCGACUGAUUCAUACUUCGAUGCGAAAGCGGCGCCCCGCACCGAGUCAGGCGUUGCCUCUCCACCUCCCAACGGAAGCACGCGACCAGACGCAAGUUCUCAGGACAAGCACAAAUUCCCAAGGCGUCUUCUCGAGGACAUUCGCGGCUUCGGCAACCUGACUCCUGGUGCGGACCCACGGUCUUCGUUCUCUCGCAGUCUACCCACAUCAGCUGUCGAAAAGGUUCACGCGCAUGCACCAACGAACGGAGCGACACCUUAUGACGAGCCGUCCGAUUAUUUUCAGGUUAAAGACGGAGGCGAUAAAGAACGUACGCCAGGCUCGGAGGAAGAUGAAGAAUCGGAAAAAGAACAGAUCUCUUCGGCUCUCUACUUUCCCCAUCGCCGGCUUAAGACAAGUGAGCAGGUGCCUACAGAACCACAGAACCGAGAUAGAGAGGUGAAUGCUGUCGAUAAGCGGGCUUCAACUCACGAGGUUGCGGGGCCGAAAGGGUGGGCCACAGAGAAGGAUGUUCAAACUCCACAAGAAGUAGAAAUUUCUCUAAAGGCCCAAGAUACCAAUCAAUGCCUUCAUGGUGAUAUCUCCACGGCGACUUCCUUGAAGAAAGAUAAAGAGCAGCCGCUGACCGCUCCCGAUGCGCUCUCAGCUGAAUCUGAGUCUGAGUCGCACGCCGAGUCUACUCAAUCAAAUCUUGGUUAUGAAUCCAGUGCGACUGAUGAACUAGGAACGACGCCCACUGCGACUUCGCACAAACAGGAACCUAAGGCUGCUGCGCCUCAGGUGGCUCAGCCGCCGGCCCCACUGGGUGCUGUGGAGCUGAAGCCAUACGAUCACCAAGUCGGCGGUCAUUCUACUGUUUACCGUUUCUCUAGGCGAGCAGUAUGCAAACAGCUAAACAAUCGAGAGAAUGAGUUUUACGAAACAGUGGAGCGGCAGCAUCCUGAGCUGUUGGAAUUCUUGCCAAGAUACAUCGGCGUGUUGAACGUGACCUACCGAAAAGCCCCCAAGAAGAAGAAGGUUGCCAAAGACAAAGCGAAAUCUGAUGCUGCUCCCACUGCUUCAGCGACGCAGUCGGAAAGCGCGUCAAGACAGGCUUCAAAGGCUCCCGAAGACCGGGGCAAUGAGGAACAACCUCGAGUGGUCAGCCACUCGCAGCAGAUUAUGCCCAUCCCCCAGGUCAUCUUUGAGAACAACCGGCACAUAAUCCCAGACAAUCUGUUCCGCGUGCCACCGCGCUCCACCACCCCAGAUCCAUGGAUGCGCAAUGCUUCCUUGUUGCAACAACAACAUCGACGAAACCAAAGUGACUAUGGUCACAUUUCUACGAGCCCAAGUCGGCCCCCAUUGCAGCAUGCCAGCAGUUGGGGUGUGACGACGAUCAACAGAAAGCUACAGGAGGAGGUACUCCGGCAGGUUUUUGCGCCGCCAACUAUUCAUCAUCGACCACGCCAUCAUCAUCACGGGAUCUCAGCUCGUAAGGCGGGAGGAGACGUUCCGCAGAACGUGGCUGGCUCUGCGCCUACGAUAAGGAGGAACAGCACAGAUGUAGCUGGAUUGCAUCCACCACUCACAGAAGAGUCCACACGGAAACAAGUUCUGAAAGCUGAAGCGCACCGCUUUGCCUCGGAAAGGAGCGCUGAUGCUGCCGUUUCCAGCUCCCUUGGCCAGCCAGACACCACCGCCGAUGCCCUGAAGCCGCCAUCGAACAAUCUUCCCCGCCGUCGUCAUUCUGGCAGUGGACUUACUAGAAGACCCUUGGGGAUAGAUACUGUCCAGAGACAUAACCUGGAAUACUACGAAGAGGAUGGCUACGGUGGUGACGCAGAGGAGGAAGUAUUUGCUAUGGACGAGGAUCGCAAUGCCAUGUCAGACGCAAAAGAUCAGCACCGAGGCCGAUCUGUGCAAGCAUCUGGCGCAACAAACGGGGUUCAUCCCCAGACACCAUCAGAAGGCACAAUGCUACCAGCCCCUGCUGCACCAAAUGGCAACGGCGCCCCGCUUGGCGAUGAACCUUCCAAUCCCGAAGAAGCGCAACAACAACCCGACGAGCGCGUUCAGCACUUCAUCCUUCUGGAAGACCUGACCGCAGGCAUGUCCAGGCCUUGUGUCUUGGACCUGAAAAUGGGCACGCGGCAGUAUGGAGUGGAAGCCGAUGAGAAGAAACAAAAGUCUCAAAGACGCAAGUGUAAGAUGACAACGAGUGCCCAGCUCGGCGUACGUGUUUGCGGCAUGCAGAUUUGGAACGCCAAAACCCAAAGCUACAUCUUUGAAGACAAGUACUUUGGCCGCGACUUGAAGGCUGGCAGAGAGUUCCAGGAUGCGCUGAAGCGCUUUUUCUGGGAUGGGACAAGUUACAAAGCAGCGACAAGACAUAUUCCUGUCAUACUGGAGAAGAUCAGCCAGCUGGAGCGCAUGAUACGGAAUCUUCCAGGCUACCGAUUCUACGCAAGCAGCUUGCUGAUGCUCUACGAUCGUGGGGAUGGAGAGUCAAAGGAAAAAGAAGCGCAACCCUCUCUGCCCAAUGGUCUCUCGAACCCGAGCAGCGAAGACGUCUCAGUAAUACCAUCUGGACCCACAUCACCAGGCCCGACAACCGCCUCUAAGCCGACACCUAAGCAUCUCCCAGAGAUCAAGCUCAAGAUUGUCGAUUUCGCCAACUGUGUCACCGCAGAAGACCCGCUACCUGACGACUUACCUUGCCCACCCCAGAACCCGGAUGGCAUUGAUCGAGGCUACCUCCGUGGUCUACGGUCGCUGCGCCUCUAUUUCCAGCGCAUCUGGCACGACAUCAACGAAGAGUGGGUUGAACGAGGCGAGGGCGAAGGUAUGGCGCGCAACCAUCACCACGGCCCUGGCCUAGGUGAGGUCGGUGCGGGUUGGAUGGACGAUGCUGGUGGUGAAGACACGGGCUAUGCCAGCUUCUAA